ACGCCUGCGGUUCUCUCCUCUUUUUACGCCCCUGCCAAAAAAUCCUGCCCAACAUCCCGCCCCCCCUCCUCCGUCCCCGGCAGCUGCUCCGUGGACGGCGUGCAGCGGCCGCAGGGAGGACGCCAUGAGCGCUCCGGCGUGUUCCCGUAGGCUGGCGCGUCGCUCCAAGGCUGCGGUGGUCGUUGCCGCGCUGGCCGUGCUGCUCAUCCAGACUCUGCUGGUGUGGAACUUCAGCAGCUUGGACGCCUCAUCUGGCGAGGACCGUGGAGGCAGCCGCGAGAAGCGAGCCGCCGCGGGGGCGGACAAAGCCGACAGACCGUCGCCGAGAAGCAGACUGCAAAGGAAGAGCGACCCGCCGCCGCCGCACGGAAAUGCGGUCGUGAGACACAAACUGCGAGCGGACGUUUAUCGCUCUCAUCGGCCCAAAGAGAAACUUCCUCCUGACAGCAACAACAACGAGAACUCCGUCCCCAAAGACUUCGACGCCACGGACAGCAGCAAUCCGGCCGCUCCGUCACAACGGCGGCGGACACCCGUCGCCAACGCUCGCAAGCCAGACAAGCCUCAAGCGCAAAGCAUCCUGGGAAAAGCCUCCAGCCACAACCGCACCGGCGUCCCAGAAGCUUCGCCAAAGUCCAAGAAGAGUUCGGCGGCGCUGCUGAUGCACAAGGUGAGCGCCACGCCGUCGCCAUGGCAACAGAGGAAGGAGCAGGCCGAGUGCGAGAUCAGCGGGAAGGAGGUCAUCUCCGCUUUGUCGCGGGCUAAAAGUCGGGAGUGUCGCCAGAAGAUGGCCGAUGUGUACUGCCGACACAAAAAAGACGAGCUGAUGCCUCAGAAAGUUCCUCGCUACUGCCCCCUGCAAGGUAAAGUCAGUGUCAACAUCCAGUGGGACGAAGGGACGUCUGACUCCGCCCACGUAGCGCCAGUACGCGUGGCCUUCGUCCUGGUGGUCCAUGGCCGCGCCUCGCGUCAGUUCCGGCGUCUCUUCAAGGCCGUCUAUCACGCGGCGCACUACUACUACAUCCACGUGGACCAGAGGUCCGACUACCUCCAUCGUGAGGUGACGGCUGUGGCCCGGCAGUACCGCAACGUGCGCGUGACCCCCUGGAGGAUGGCGACGAUCUGGGGCGGGGCCAGCCUGCUGACCACAUACCUGCGCGCCAUGGAGGACCUUCUCAAGAUGGCUGACUGGUCGUGGGACUUUUUCGUCAACCUGAGUGCCGCCGACUACCCAAUCAGGACCAACGAGCAGCUGGUGGCGUUCUUGUCCAAGCAUCGUCACCUGAACUUCAUCAAGUCUCACGGCCGCGACAACGCACGUUUCAUCCGCAAACAGGGCCUGGACCGCCUCUUCCUGGAGUGCGACGCCCACAUGUGGCGCCUGGGGGACCGCAAGAUCCCUGAAGGCAUCGCGGUGGACGGAGGCUCCGAUUGGUUCCUGCUCAGCCGGGCCUUGGUGGACUACGUGGUCACCUCGGAGGACGAGCUGGUCGGCGCCACCAAGCGCUUCUACGCCUACACGCUGCUUCCUGCCGAGUCCUUCUUCCACACGGUCCUGGAGAACAGCGCCCUGUGUCACACCAUGGUGGACAACAACCUGAGACUCACCAACUGGAACCGCAAGCUGGGCUGCAAGUGUCAGUACAAACACAUCGUGGACUGGUGCGGCUGUUCGCCCAACGACUUCAACACCGCCGACCUGCCGCGCUUCCAGCAGGCAUCCAGGCCCACCUUCUUCGCCAGGAAGUUUGAGGCCAGCGUGAACCAGGACGUCAUCAACCAGCUGGACGCUCAGCUGUUUGGCGAAUACGCGGCGGGCACGCCGGGCCUCACCGCCUACUGGGAGAACGUCUACGAGCGAGAGACGGACGGCGUCGCCGGCGCGUCGGACGCGGCAAUCAGUCACUACCACAGCUUCGCCCGCAUGGGCCUGAGCCGCGCCGCCCGCUCGCUGCAAGGUCGACCCAGCGACAACAGUUGCAGGUACGAGCCCAGCGGCCACCCGCUCUCGGUCCACAUGUACUUCCUGUCGGACCGCUUCCAAGGUUACUUGCUGCGUCACGCGGCUUUGAAUCGAGCGUCUGCCCAGCUGGAAGACUUGGAGACCUUGGUGACCCCCAGAGAUCACUUCACCCUGGCCAGCCCCCCUCAGUCCAUCAACAGACUGCAGCACGUCCAGGUGGGGACGGACUGGGACCCAAAGGAGCGUCUCUUCAGGAACCGGGGGGGUCUGCUGGGCCCCCAGGACGAGCUGGUGGCGGUGCAGCGCUGGACCCGAGGCCCAGGCAACCUGACGGCCACGGUGGUGUGGAUCGACCCCACCAACGUGAUCGCCGCCACCUACGACAUCCACGUGGACGCCUCCGCCGAGGUCACGCACUACCGACCCCCCCUGACGGCGCCGCUGCGUCCGGGCGUGUGGACCCUGAGGGUCCUGAACCACUGGAACCUGCUGGGCCAGACCAGCUUCAUCGUGGCCCCGCUGGAGUUCUACCACCAGCAGCCAAUAAAACAAGAGGAGGCGUUGCGUCUUCACGGCGGCCCGGCCAAGAACUCCUACAUGGAGCAGAGCUUCCACGGCCUCAACCCGGUCCUCAGACUGCCCGUCAGCCUGGGCGCCGUGGAGGAGGCGGAGGCCAACGCCGGGCUGACGGGGGCCGGGUUACGGCGCUGGCUGGACCGCCUGCUGGAGGCCUACUGGUCGGCAGCGGACGUCUGUUCCACGGGCCCCAGCGCGUGUCCCAUCAUGCAACGCUGCCGCCUGACCACGUGGAGCUCGCACAGUCCGGACCCCAAGUCAGAACUGGGCCCGGCCCGGCAGGACGGACGCAUCAGGUAGCAGACGCACCUGGAAGACGCCCACCUUUUUAUUUAUUUCUUAUUUAACACGCCCCUCCCGUCAAUGUGUGUCACUUUAAAAGCAUUUUAUUUCGAAAAUUUCUGUCGUGAAACGUUUUAUUGUGUGAAGCUGACAGGAACAAUGAAACAGUCUGUUCCUCAAAGUAAAAGUUAAAUGGCGCCGCUUAGUGGCGAGAUGCCAGAAUUGCUCCUGCUCUUCUGUUCCAAUUGAGACGCUGGCCGGGAUUCGAACUCACGCCAUCUGUUUUCCUCACUAUACUUGACACAGACUGAUAACUUAUCAAUCAACCUAUUUAUUGAUCCCAUUGCGUUGACUUUGUAGGUAUUGAUGAAGUAUUUAUUGUCCAAUUCGACUAACGAUACUGCCUUAACGUGAAAUUCAUUAGCAUAAUGAAGGUCACGUCAAAGUACAUGUGAAUGAAAGAUCAACACUGUGAUAUUUAAUUCAUAGGAAGAUUUUAAAAUGUGUUUUAAGUUUUGUGCUUGAUUUAACUUUAUUUCACAUUUGUCACGUGACAGUCACGUGACUUUCCAAGCUUCAUGUAAGCUAGCUCUUUUGUAUUUAAUUAAUUUAUUGUUAUACUUGAAUAGUGUGUCACUUAUUAAAAUUACAUUGUUCUUAUUGUAUUUCCAUAGAAAAAAAGCUACCAGCAUUAAAAUUGUGAUGGAAAGAGUGACGAAUUUGCCACGAUCGUAAAAAUACACACACAAAAAUACUACACUUGUAGUACACUGAAGUGUCCAGAAUACAUUUAUCGUGAUUGGUGGAACAAAUCUUUCACAUUAAUUCUAUAAAAAAAUAUGGCGAAUGUCCUCUUGAUUUAGUGUGGAGGUCAGUUUGUGUCCUUUUGACCAACGUUUUUUUUUUUUUGACAGUGUUUUUUUUUCUUUUUUUUACAUCAAAAUAUGUUGACAAUUUCAUUCAAUUGAAAAUUGCGAGUAAAAUGGGUGUGUUUAAAAAAUUCUGUUUUUUUAAAGUCCAGUGUUUUAAAUCUCAGUAUAUGAAAAUUUGGUGCAGAAAUAUUCGUCGCUGCAAGACUUUCUGUAAAAAAAAAAACUUCACGUGACUGCACAUUUUUGGCCCCAUUGGCUGAUUCUUAAUUAACCAGAAGUUGUGAAGCAAAGAAUGUUUCUGCACUUGAUUAAUAAACAGCUGUGUGAAUGUUCUGUUGCCAGCUAAAUUGUUCAUACAUUAAAGGCAAUUUGUGCUUACUAAAACUCAAAUUAUUACUAAAAUCUUGGAAAAUGGUUACAUGUAGAAAAGCCCUUAAAAUAGCAUCCUAAUUGAGGAAUUUAAGUUGUUCUGGAGUAGUUUUAUUUUUUUUUUACAUGUAAAUAUAUUUAAUCUAAUUUGUAUUGUCUCUUAUAUUUAUGUUUACUUUAUAUAUAUAUUGUGUAAGUAUUUUAUUUAAUCUGAUUUAUUAUGUAAAUUGCUCAACCUGUUAUAAAUUAUUGAAAAAAUGUUGAGUUGUAUUGUGUUGGAAGUGCCUCAAUGUGUUUGUAUAUGUAUGUUUUGUUUAAUAAAAAAUACAUACAUAGUUGUAAAAAAACUGAUUAAUUUUGAAAUAUUUAAAUACACCCCCACGGGACAAGCGGUAGAAAAUGGAUGGAUGGAUGGAUGGAUACAUUUUACUCAUUAAUUUUUCCUCAAUUAAGUUGUCAGCAUAAUUUGAUGUAAAAAAAAAAAAAUGCAAAAAUGUGUUAAUAAAAAAAACUUUGUAAAUAAGACACAAAUUAAAUUGCAUAUUGUAUCCACUAUUUUAAAAUGAAUCUGAAUUGUUAGUUGCCGCAAAUCGAGACCGAUUCAUUUUAAGAAGUGUUUAUUUCAUCCAUUUAUUUAAAAUGGAUUUGAAUUGUUAGUUGCCACAAAUCAAGACCGAUUCAUUUUGAGAAGUGUUUAUUUAAUUUUUUUCUCCAGAGGUCCAGAAUGUGCAACUUUUGUCACCAUGAAGACAUGUUUUUACUUGUUUUCCUGUAAAAUGUUAUUCUAUGGUUCUAACGGUGCCUUUGAACGACAACGUUUUGGAAUAAAAAUCUUUCACACCUUG
Molecule: messenger RNA, 4907 nt
Organism: Nerophis ophidion (straightnose pipefish)
Lineage: Eukaryota; Metazoa; Chordata; Actinopteri; Syngnathiformes; Syngnathidae
Product: xylosyltransferase 1-like
Exons: 11
Coding region: 125-2839 (904 amino acids)
Biological process (GO): chondroitin sulfate proteoglycan biosynthetic process; heparan sulfate proteoglycan biosynthetic process
Cellular component (GO): membrane
Molecular function (GO): protein xylosyltransferase activity
Source: RefSeq, a predicted model, not a curated record